AUGCCCGUCAAACAUAUCGGACGGUGUCAAUCCGGCAGCCAGCGCACCGCCCGCAGGAACCAGACGUGGACGGGACAGGCGCGUUCCGAAGCUGUCAACAGCCGUGGCGGUGCUCGAGGGGAUGCGGCUUGGGGAGGCGUGCCAGGGCUGCAGCCACAACAGCGGACCAAUCAGACCCGGGCCUCUGGCUCCACCUCUGCGACGAAGACCCCACACGGCGAGUCGCAGGUUGAGGGAGCCGUGCUGGUUGAGCUACAGGCAAGGCCGUGGCGAGAGCCUCCUCAUGCUCCACCCAUGAAACCCCAGGAACCAGCCCGUGGUGGCAGGGUGACUGGCAACAGACCACCUCGAUUAAAGCCUGCUUGGAAAGCUCAGGACUCGACGACAACAUUCUGCGUCAUCUUUACCGAGACGACGAUGGCUCCCGCACACAUGGAAAUGGACGCAGGCUUCAGGCUCAGGCGCGCCAGAACAGCCAGGGGCGUGAAGGAUCUGGACCGCGAUGCGCUGCGGCGCAGGCAGGCACAGGACGCCCAGGAGCCUCGCUCAGAUGACGACGAGAAGAAGGUUCCCAAGGAACCCAAGUCGCCAGACUCGCCUACCUCGCCUGGCACACCAAAGUCCUCCACGGCGCCACCUCCCCAGGCGACGGCACCACCAGCACAAGCAACACCCCCUCCUGCACGGGAGACGGGUCUGCCGCCGCCGCCGCCGCCGCCUUCUCGACCAGGAAACCAGAACCCACAUCCUCCGCCGCCUCCGCAAGCCCCGCCUUCGUCGACAAGCUCGACAAGCUCGACAAGCUCGACAAGCUUGACAAGCUUGACAAGCUCGACAAGCUCAACAAGCUCGACAACUAGCCAGCGCCCGAAUCCUCCCGUGACAACAGUCCCGAUCCCUACUCCGCCUGCUCUGACCAUCAGCACACGACCUGCUCAAGCUACCAACUCGCCGCCUUCUGCGCCAUCUCCUGAUAGGCUACCGCCUCCUGUGCAGAACCCGGCUGAUGUGUCGAGCUCACGACCGUCUAACCCCCCGGUCACGACCGUCCCAUUGCCAGGGUUGUCUACCUCCUCGCAGACGACCAUGGUCGUUUCGGUUGUGCCGACUCCGUCCCCCGACGCGCCUUCGAGCACAAGCCUUCCCUUCAAGGAAACCGCAAUUGCCAUCCAAAAAAGCACCCGUUCAUCUGCGUCUGCGCCUGUGACGACUGCAGGGCCGCAGCUCCAGCUGGGGCCGACUGCGUCCGCCUCUGGUCAGCCGCUGACCUCGACUGUUGAUUCUGGUGUUUCCGAACCUCAACCCACCGACGGUGUUGCUUCGCCUGUUGCGGCCCCGGCGCGGGCGGGCGACGGCGGUGCCGGCCUUCACGCCGGCAUCGCGGUCGGGUCCGUUGCCGGCACCGCCUUCUUCUCUGCCCUGAUGUUCUACGGCUACAAGGUGUACAAGCGGAGGCAAGAUAGCGACUAUCUCAGCAAGCCUUACACGUUGGGCUCUUCCGGUAGCCGGGACGGCACCGCAGGCGGCUCCGCGGCCGUUAUGACUGGUGUGCCUGUGGCAGCUGGUACGGCCAUGGGCAUGCCUGGAACUACCGGCGCCACAAUCGAUCCCAAGACGAACUCGCAGAUAAUGAACGACAUGUUUGCUGCCGUGUACGCCGCCGAGAACGGACAGGGCGGCAUGUACGGCAGCGACUACAACUCGACGGCUUCGGCAGAGUACCCCGCUGAAAAGAAGAUGGAGGUACAGCGGGAGCAAUACCAGGGUCAGGAGCAGGAUUUCCAGACGCAGGAGCAGGGCGGAAGGGGGACUAUUGCCAGCUGGAUCCGUGGCACAAAGACGCCAACUUCCCCGACGCGAGCCUCGUGGACAUCUCGGUUCACGGCGCCCUCCUGGGCUAGGUCCUCGACAGGUUCUACCAUACGCGCCUCGGGCCCCUUUCCCGAAGGCUUCAGGCCCACAUCCCCGCUGCCACCCGUGCCACCGCUUCCUGCCACCGGGACCUACAACACCGGCAACGACGAUCUCGACAGCGUCGACCCUCUCGACAGCGUCGACCCUCUCGUGAACGUGCCCGCCCCUGUAGCCAACCCUAAUGCGGGCAUGGUGUCGCGCUGGUCCGACUCGACUCGCCAAACCCCGCCCUCGCCCUCGACGGUUCGGCAGAGCGAGGCCAUAUCGUACGGCAGCGUCUACAGCAUGUACCAACAGCACAAUAGCGAAACGGACAUUCCCCCCAUGCCGUCCACAUCGAGCCAGUACCACCCUUUCGGCCCUGGGGUUCGUAGGCCUAGCGCAACGCUCCAGAAGCUUCGCACCAACAGCGACGCGGGGCCAACGCCCUCUGAGAACUCGGACCUGGCUUUUGAGGUCUCGCCCCUCUCGCCCGGGUCCGAGGCCGUCACCAAUCAGCCCACCGUCGCGUCACCCGCCAGCUACAAGGCGCCGGCGGAUGGCUGGGAACGUCAAUAAGGCGAAGUAGUCUCAUGUGGUCAUGCCCCCAUGACCCUUUGGCAAGCCGUGUCGUCACAAGGCUUGUCCACACCAUGAUUCCUUCGAUAAAUGUCCUGUUUUUGUAUACUUUUGUUGGAAAAAUUUUGCGCCGACUCGGAUCUUGGCUUAGACUACAGUUUUUUAUAUCCUUUCUUCGUCCUGCGUGCGGGAUGGAUGGCCUCGUCUUAACUGAUCUUGGCCUGGGACGUACCCUAGCGGUCACCCACUGUGGCUGUCGCCGACUUUUUGUUACGAGAAAGGGAGGCGCCUCACCACGCGUAUACCUCUAUGUAUGUAUGCCCGCCUUGUAUGUUUAAUUGGGGUAUUGGAUGGCGGUAUGUACGUUUUACAUGGCAAUGUAAAUGAACUGUCCAUGUUCCGCUGUAUCACUUAGUGCCCGGGCCUGUCU
Messenger RNA from Gaeumannomyces tritici R3-111a-1, 2902 nucleotides. RefSeq lists its product as hypothetical. The coding region runs from base 1 to 2472 and encodes 823 amino acids. The record is from RefSeq and is a predicted model, not a curated record. Lineage: Eukaryota; Fungi; Ascomycota; Sordariomycetes; Magnaporthales; Magnaporthaceae. The transcript is spliced from 4 exons.